GGCGACUUAGACGGAUUGCGCGUCAUCUCGCCUUCCCAAAUUUUUCUCUUCUGCUGCAGCUCGUAUCCAAAACAUCUAUCUAUAGUACGGAGAGAGCGAAAGAUGUUUAACUCGGUGAAUCUGGGCAACUUCUGCUCCCAGACGCGCAAAGACCGGACAUCCGAGUUUGGGGACAGGACUGGCUGCGCGUCCAACAUCUACCUCCCCAGCUGCACCUACUACGUCCCCGAGUUUUCCGCCGUCUCGUCGUUUCUUCCGCAGGCCCCGUCCCGGCAGAUCAGCUACCCUUAUUCCACAAACCUCUCUCAAGUGCAGCCGGUACGGGAAGUCUCGUACGGUUUGGACCCUGCUAGCAAAUGGCACCACAGAAGCAAUUACGCAUCGUGCUACUCGGGAGAGGAUCUGGUGCAUAGGGACUGUCUUCCACCAUCCACCAUGACAGAAAUGCUGAUGAAGAACGAGAGCGUGUACAGCCACCACCAUCACCAUCACGCACAUCCCGGCUCCAACCACCCGUCCACAGGUUUUUACUCCGGCGUCGGCAAAAACAACGUCCUUCCUCAAGGCUUCGACCGCUUUUUCGAGACGGCGUACUGCAGCAGCACGGACAAUCAGUCAGACAGUUGUUUACAAAAGAGCGAGGCGGAAAAGCUGGAAAGCGACUCCGAGCAGCAGCACCAGCAGCAGCAGGCGCAGGAGCAGGCGCACGCAGCCUCCGCAGCCCCGGCGCAGGAAAAGGAGCCGGACGAAGAGGAGGAACACACAAAUUCAGGCUCGUGUACGUCUUCCUCCGCAACAACCAAGGACGGCAGCGCCAAGAGCAGCCACUCGAGCACUCCGCGCACAAGGAAGAAGAGGUGUCCAUACUCCAAGUUUCAAAUCCGCGAGCUGGAGAGGGAAUUCUUCUUUAACGUUUACAUCAACAAAGAGAAAAGGCUGCAGCUGUCCCGAAUGCUAAACCUCACCGACCGCCAGGUGAAAAUUUGGUUUCAGAAUAGAAGAAUGAAAGAGAAGAAGCUGAGCAGAGAUCGCCUGCAGUACUUCUCUGGAAACCCCCUGUUGUGAGCGUAAAGUGUCACAGUGUUGCUCAGUGACAUUAAGGCCUGCUCUUAUCUCAUUCAAUAAAGGAUCCCUUGUCACCAACAGUGCAAUGUUUAAGAGGACAGUGAGAGGAAAACGGGCCUGCAUGGGAGAAAAUCGCCAUUUUAUUAUUGCCUACAGGCGGCGGUGAAUUUCUGUCCGGCCCUCAGAAAAGGCCUGAUCAUUUAUACCUAUGAUCUUCGCUCUAUUUAUCACCUCAUUGUGUUUAUUGUCCAUAUAGACAUAUUUGUCCAAAUAUAAACUGUAAUAGUUCCAAUCCUUAUUGCGCAGACAACCCCUUCCCUCGCUCUGGUCUGUGUAAAUACCAUAUCAUUAUAUAUUUCCUGACCGGAGUGUUUGAUUCCAAAAUGUUUGCCAUCGACAACUGUGACGUCCAAUCUGUGAAAGUAGAUUCCCCCCC
Molecule: messenger RNA, 1501 nt
Organism: Thalassophryne amazonica
Lineage: Eukaryota; Metazoa; Chordata; Actinopteri; Batrachoidiformes; Batrachoididae
Gene: hoxc11a
Product: homeobox C11a
Exons: 2
Coding region: 103-1065 (320 amino acids)
Biological process (GO): regulation of transcription by RNA polymerase II; anatomical structure development
Cellular component (GO): nucleus
Molecular function (GO): DNA-binding transcription factor activity, RNA polymerase II-specific; RNA polymerase II cis-regulatory region sequence-specific DNA binding
Source: RefSeq, a predicted model, not a curated record